Aspergillus tanneri is the source of this 177-nucleotide messenger RNA. RefSeq lists its product as uncharacterized. NCBI's taxonomy places the organism in Eukaryota, Fungi, Ascomycota, Eurotiomycetes, Eurotiales, Aspergillaceae. The record is from RefSeq and is a predicted model, not a curated record. The transcript has 2 exons. The coding region runs from base 1 to 177 and encodes 58 amino acids.
AUGAGCAGUGGAUUCUCCUCCCACCUAAAAAGUUGCCUGUCUACGGUCGACACUCCAGAGGACAUCCGGAUCCGUCAGGCUCUCCCUGCCUCGGCCAGCGCCUCUGAGGUGGUUCGAGAGUCGCUCCAGCAAAAGCUCGAUGAGAUCAAUACCAGGGAACGGCCUACGUUUGGAUAA